Molecule: messenger RNA, 1764 nt
Organism: Jatropha curcas
Lineage: Eukaryota; Viridiplantae; Streptophyta; Magnoliopsida; Malpighiales; Euphorbiaceae
Product: benzyl alcohol O-benzoyltransferase
Source: RefSeq, a predicted model, not a curated record
AAAACUAGAAAAAUGACUGCAACUUCCUGUCCUAAACCAAGAAAUUCAAGAAAAGUAGUACUAUUGACCAACUGACCUUACCCAUCUCCAUUAUAAAUAGAUGUUCUUGUUAAUAAUACUUCCUCAUUCCAAACAACCAUAAGUCCCUUCUUUCUUGAAAGUGAACAGCUUGUUCUCAGCUAUUUCAACAAUAACUAAUAGCCAAUGGCACCACCACCCUCUUCUCUAGUGUUCAAGGUUAACCGGCGAGAACCUGAACUAUUAGUUCCUUCAAAGCCUACGCCUCAUGAGUUCAAACUCUUGUCUGACAUCGAUGACCAAGACGGUCUCCGGUUUCACAUUCCCGUGAUACAAUUUUACCGGUAUGAUCCUUCAAUGAAAGGGAAAGACCCCGUUAAGGUUAUCAGAGAAGCAAUUGGUAAAACGCUAGUUUUUUACUAUCCAUUUGCUGGUAGGCUUAGAGAAGGGCCUGAGCGUAAGCUUAUGGUGGAAUGCACUGGUGAAGGUGUUCUGUUUAUUGAAGCUGAUGCUGAUGUUAGUCUUGAAGAUUUUGGGGAUGCUCUUCAACCUCCAUUUCCUUGCUUGGAAGAUCUUCUUUUCGAUGUCCCUGGCUCUACUUCUGUUCUAAACUCAGCCUUGUUGCUUAUUCAGGUGACACGACUCAGUUGCGGCGGUUUCAUUUUCGCUCUUCGUUUGAAUCAUACGAUGAGCGACGCUCCUGGUUUAGUUCAGUUCAUGUCUGCUGUCGGAGAAAUAGCACGUGGAGCACAAGCUCCCUCUGUUCUUCCUGUCUGGGAAAGACAUCUUCUUAAUGCGAGAAAUCCACCGCGUGUGACGUGCACACAUCGUGAGUACGAUGAAGUAGCUGAUACUAAAGGAACAAUAGUUCCUCUCGAUGAUAUGGCUCAUCAAUCCUUCUUCUUUGGACCAUCUGAAAUCUCCGCUCUUAGAAGCCUAGUCCCACCUCAUCUUUCUAAUUGCUCUACUUUUGAAUUAUUAACGGCAUGUCUCUGGAAAUGUCGUACAAUUGCAUUACAGCCAGAACCUGAGGAAGAAAUGCGCAUGAUUUGUAUUGUCAAUGGACGGGCUAGAUUUAAUCCUCCAUUGCCCACAGGGUAUUACGGUAACGGAUUUGUCUUUCCGGUGGCCGUGGCAACUGCCGGAGAACUCGCUCAAAAACCACUGGGUUUUGCAUUAGAGUUGAUAAGAGAGGUUAAGCGUAGUGUGAAUGAAGAGUACAUGAGGUCAGUGGCGGAUUUAAUGGUGGUUAAGGGUAGACCUCAUUUUACAGUAGUAAGGAGUUAUCUAGUGUCAGAUGUGACUCAUGCAGGAUUUGGGGAGGUUGAUUUUGGGUGGGGGAAGGCUGCGUAUGGCGGACCAGCCAAAGGAGGGGUAGGAGCCAUUCCUGGAGUGGCUAGCUUCUAUAUACCAUCCAAAAAUGAAAAAGGAGAAAACGGGAUCGUUUUGCCUAUUGUUUUGCCUGCUCAGGCAAUGGAGAUAUUUAUAAAGGAGCUUAAGGGUAUGUUACAGAACCAAGCAAUCAGCAGUGCCACUAAAUCCACAUUUAUAAUCUCUGCCUUGUAGAUGGAAAGGAAAGUGAAGGCGUUGCUAUUUAAAAACUAAAAGCUGUGUGUUGGGUGACGUAAUAUAACAAUUCAAGUAAAAUGAAUUUAUGUGUAAUAGCAUAAGAUGUAUAAUAUAAAGUUAGAUGGUUUUGAAAUUUUCUAUUUUUUCUUUAAUACAGUAAUUACUUAAUUAAUUGAG